ACGAUUAACGCACCUCCCUGUCCGAGGCUCAACCCCGAUAUAUAUAUAAAGAGCUUCUGCGAGGCUAAGACGAGACAGAGGAACAGACUCACACAGACCCGAAGCAUUGAGGAAUAACAGGCUGAAAAUGUUGUGUCCGGUGUGGAGCUGUCUCUUUGCCGUACUGGGAGUCUUCGUAUUUCACGUCGGAGAGGUCCGGGGCCAGUGCUGGCAGAGCGCUAAGUGUAUGGACCUCGAGAGCGAAGACGGCAUCCUGGAGUGCAUCAAAGCCUGCAAAACCGACCUGUCAGCCGAGUCGCCCAUCUUUCCGGGAAACGGACAUCUACAGCCUCUGGCCGAAAAUGUCCGAAAAUACGUCAUGAGUCAUUUCCGCUGGAAUAAAUUUGGCAGAAGAAACACCACUGGCAACGAGGGCAACAGUGGCUCCAAGAGGGAAGAUAUAGCCAACUACCCAAUAUUUAAUCUGUUCCCCAGUAGUAACGGCCAAAACACUGAAGACAACAAUAUGGAAGAAGACCAAGACAGGCAAGACAACAAGAGGUCCUACUCAAUGGAACACUUCCGAUGGGGGAAGCCAGUUGGUAGGAAGAGGAGGCCAAUCAAAGUCUUUCCAAACGGUAUGGAGGAAGAAUCCUCUGAAAGCUACCCCAUGGAGUUAAGAAGAGAAUUGUCUCUGGAAGAUGACUACCCCGAGAUCGAUUCUGAAGAUGACUUAGACGACAAUGACCUACUGUCUAUGCCAAAGAAAAAAGGUGGGGACUACAGAAUACAUCACUUCCGAUGGGGAAGCCCACCUAAAGAUAAAAGAUACGGAGGAUUCAUGACCCCUGAACGGAGUCAGACGCCCCUAAUGACUCUCUUCAAAAACGCCAUUAUUAAAAAUGCCCAUAAAAAGGCCCAGUAGAAAUUCCAUCGUAGAGUUCCCAUCCUAAAGCUCCCUUCAGGUCAUCCCGCCAUGUUCCACGUAGCUGCCGUCAUUCACCCUUUCACCGAUUCUUAUUAACCUUCUGGGUAGACCAACGUUUAGCGCUCCUUGAGUUUGUUUUUUCUGUUUCAUUUUUUUUCCCUCCGUGUAUUAAGUACAAAGAAACCCAAAUCCUGAAGGUGAAAGUUUAUGGUGAUCAUGUACAUAAGGGGAGAAAUAAAUGCUUCUGUGCCUGAAUAUCUAGUUUUCGGUUUGCUAAAUUAUUUUCGUAUCUAAUAAAAUGUACAAUAAUGUAAAUGAACGGUAAAAUAAACAUUUCAAUCUUA
Spea bombifrons (plains spadefoot toad) is the source of this 1251-nucleotide messenger RNA. RefSeq names its product proopiomelanocortin (gene POMC). Gene Ontology annotation, molecular function: hormone activity. The coding region runs from base 128 to 904 and encodes 258 amino acids. The transcript has 3 exons. NCBI's taxonomy places the organism in Eukaryota, Metazoa, Chordata, Amphibia, Anura, Pelobatidae. Gene Ontology annotation, cellular component: extracellular region. The record is from RefSeq and is a predicted model, not a curated record.